Molecule: messenger RNA, 877 nt
Organism: Vicugna pacos (alpaca)
Lineage: Eukaryota; Metazoa; Chordata; Mammalia; Artiodactyla; Camelidae
Source: RefSeq, a predicted model, not a curated record
GGCUUCCGCCUCCCUGCCGCCGCUGUCGCUAUGGCCGCGCCGGCCCCCGGCCUUAUCUCAGUCUUCUCGAGCCCGCAGGAGCUGGGCGCGUCGCUAGCGGGCUUCUGCGACGAGCGCCUGGUGCCCUUCGAGCACGCCGAGAGCACGUACGGCCUCUACCGGACCCACCUGCUCUCCAGGCUGCCUAUCCCUGACAGCCAGGUUAUCACCAUUAACCCCGAGCUGCCCGUGGAGGAGGCGGCUGAGGAUUAUGCCAAAAAACUGAGACAGGCCUUUCAAGGGGAUUCCAUCCCAGUUUUUGACCUGUUGAUUCUGGGUGUGGGUCCUGAUGGCCACACCUGCUCACUCUUCCCAGACCACCCUCUCCUGCAGGAGCAAGAGAAGAUUGUGGCCCCCAUCAGUGACUCCCCAAAGCCCCCUCCUCAGCGCGUGACCCUCACACUUCCUGUGCUGAACGCAGCUCGAACUGUCAUCUUUGUAGCAACUGGAGAAGGAAAGGCAGCUAUUCUGAAGCGCAUCUUGGAGGACAAGGAGGAGAAACCACUCCCGGCUGCCCUGGUCCAGCCCAGCACAGGAAAACUUUGCUGGUUCCUGGAUGAGGCAGCGGCCCGACUCCUGACUGUGCCCUUCGAGAAACAUUCCACUUUGUAGCCGGCACCAGAGAUGUUACAGCUGGGACCACACACAGCUUAAGUGGGCUGUGACCUUCUGGGGCUGGGCCCCGCUGCCAACAUGCUCCGGGCUUCAUUUUACAAAAGCCGGGCGGUGCCACUGGAAGCCGAUGGGAUCUGCCACCAGCCCUGCCCCGGGGGCUUGGCCCGUGAGCAGUGGCUCUGGCCGACUCAGUUAUUAAAAGGAGUAUUUGUUUGAAAAAUUC